This is a messenger RNA of Thyridium curvatum, 1092 nucleotides long. RefSeq lists its product as uncharacterized. NCBI's taxonomy places the organism in Eukaryota, Fungi, Ascomycota, Sordariomycetes, Thyridiales, Thyridiaceae. Gene Ontology annotation, molecular function: signaling receptor activity. The record is from RefSeq and is a predicted model, not a curated record. Gene Ontology annotation, cellular component: membrane. The transcript has a single exon. Bases 1 to 1092 code for a protein of 363 amino acids.
AUGAGAAACGGGCCAGCACCUGCCUCGAAGGCUUCGUUGAAGUUCCGCAUGAAGACGAAAGUGCCACUUAAUGGCCAAGCAAGAGCAGAGCAUGGGCAGAGAUCAGAGUCCCAACGCUUACUACAGACCAAAGUGGAAGGAAAUCAAUUUGAUGUCAACAGUCAGGAGUUCAAAAGUUCAGUGAGCCGAGCUACACUUCUGGCAAGCAAGAAUGGUCUCAUCAACUACGACGAGCUCCCUCUCCCAUGGCGGAUCAACAUUUACAUCCGCACCGGCUACCGUUUCACACAUUCCAUCUUCUCGACGGCGCUGUCGCCACUAUGUCUCUCCAACGAACUUGUCAACAUCUGGACACAUCUCAUCCCAGUGUUUCUAAUCUUACGAUAUCCACUCCAUCUGAAUCCUCCUUUCGAGACGUUCCGAGAUGGAGGACUUGGUCGUCAGACUGAUGCUUUCGUCGCCAUAACAUACUGCGCUACGGCUGCGCUGUCUCUGGUUUGCAGUACGGCCUGGCACACUUUCAGGUGCAGCUCUCGCCUGCGUGUGAUGGCGGCGUUUGUCUGCGUGGAUAUCAUGUCAGUGUCUCUGAUUCUGACCGCUUUCAACAUAUUGGUCAUCCAUACCUUGUUCUAUGCUAGGUCAAGGCUACGAGAGAUCUACAUCUUCUCGAGCUUAUUGUGGUGUCUCGCUGGGGUCGUUCUACCCUGGACAAAUCUCUUCCGCCCCGUCGAGAUAGCACCGCUUGUGGUCCACGCAGCUAAGAACUGGCCCCUGAGCCGUGGCUGGAACCGAGUGAUUUUCUUCUGUGGUCUCGGUGGGCAGGGCCAAGUCAUCCCAGCGCUCCAUUCGGCAUAUGUCAACGGGUGGGCGUACACAAGUGCGAUCUACGUCCAUGCCAUUCCGGUAGUACUUCCCAUCUUUCUUGGGUCCCUACUAUACGGCAGCAAAUUUCCGGAGAGAGUGUGGCCGGGACGAUUUGACUACAUUGGAUGUAGUCACAAUAUGUGGCAUGUUGCCACAGCUAUAUCUGCUCUGGCGGGGUGUUGGGGCAUGCUGGGCAUGUUUGAGGUCGCCUGGGGACGAUCUGCUUGA